GGCUCUUCACUUCUCGGCUGGUCCAUCAGCUAUCGCCAUGUGCUAAUACAUACGUACGAUAAUCGGAACAUAAAUAUCAGACUGCUUACAGCGCAGCCUCUGUAUUGCACAGCUUCCCACAAGGCCCGAUUCGAACCGCAAUCAUGGCAUCCGGUAUCCCAAUGGGCGGCUUCCAGCUUGGGUCGUCCCUCAACAGGAGACUUAGCAGGCUCUACAACGACACUAAGAAAUCCUCCGACUUCGUCAAGGAACCCGUCCAACAUGCCGAGGCCGACCCCGAAAUCAAGUCCCUCCACCGCAAGCUCAAGAUCCAAAAGGACCGUCUUGUCAGCUGGGGGCUGGAAUGGUCCGACCCUACACACUCCGCCGAAGUCUACAUUGACUCUUCACUAUCCAAGGCCGGCCUCAGCGAAGUCGUUGGGAGUAUCAUGUCCACCAUCAAGGACAUCUUAGCUGAGGCCGAGCCGCUAUGGAACAGCUCCAAACAGUUGACCGGCGAGAGUAAUGAGCCCUAUCAACCACCAAAGCGAGGCGAGAAGAUCAGGAUGGUGGUGUGGGACAAGAACCGCUUCGAGGAUCUUAUCCGCGAUUUGACGACGUCCAUCGAUACCCUCUACGAUCUGUCGAGGACCAGAUCCUCCUAUGCUCAGCACUCGUCCGCCGCACGUGAGAGGCUUCAGAGGGCUGUUGCUUCGCCCGCGGAAGAGUAUCGCCCAUUCGAGUCUACCAGGAUCCAGACACCACAGCAGAUCGAUCCUACUACCCUCAUGAACCUGCGCGACAUGCAGGCCGUGCCCAUGACCGAGGCUGGAAACCAGGAGCAGGGGACAAGGGAGAUUGUCUUUAUGGGCAAGCAGGCUUAUGCCGAGCUGAUGGAACGGAUGGGUGCUCAGAUUUCCUACGGACCUCUGCUUUUGGAAUACGCGCCCUUCGAUUCCAUCUAUUCCAUCACAGGCAUAUCACCACCCAUGACCCGGUUUGAGCGCUUGUCAUCCGGUCUUCAAGCUGAUCCUCAACGGUCAUCCAGUUCUUGGGUAGGUCUUCCCCGCUUAUUGGGCUAUUUUGAGGACAUGGAAAAUUCAAGGUUCGGGUUGGUCUACAGGUUCCCCCGUACCUUCAAUCCGGUCACCUACGAAAACCUUACCCAGAACCCUUUGUAUAGCAUGUGCUCGCUGGCCAACCUAUUGGCUCGCCCGGACUUCGAGCCCAAGCUGGAAGCCAAGUUUCGUCUGGCUGCCAACCUGGCCAACACAAUCUUUGACAUGCACGCCAGGGGUAUCACUCAUGGCAACCUUCUUAUUGACAACAUCUCCUUCUGCAAUGCCGUCAGCACCGACCCAGAGAUCAGCGGAAUGAGUCAGGGCGAGGUCGACAUCAGACGGCCUUUGGUCUCGUCGUUUGACUUAUUCUCAGAUCCACAAUCACAAGACGAACCUGAUCCCUUUACGCCUUAUAGACAUCCGUUGGACCCAAAGAACUCUACCCAGUCGCCGCUCAACAACAAUGCUGAUUCUAAGACAUUGGAUCUUUACUCUUUGGCCAUGAUCCUCAUUUCUGUGGGUCUUUGGAACACCCUGGAGAAUAUCCUCCCGGAUGUUAAGAACCCAGUCGUCUCCAAUUCCAUUCUUGACCAACUGGCUAUUCGAUGCGGUACGCUUUACAUGAAGGCCGUUCAGACCUGCUUGAGGGCAGUGGAUCAGGAAAUUGGUGGUCAACAUACCAUGGACGAGAUUGCUCGUCAUGUCGAGUUCAAGGCUAGCCGAUAUCUCGAGGCGUGCUGCAUUCUGGAUGGCGUGAGCAACCUGGAAGAGAGACUGGGAGAUGACCUUUCUCCUGCUCCGCCAGCCGUGCAGGUGCCCUCAGAACCAACUGCUUCCGGCUCUGGUUCCUCCAAGGAAAGCAAGUCUGAAAAGGUGGCGGUUGAGACGCCAACCCGCCGAAAGAGUGAAGAAUCUACUCCCCCUAUUGCGGUUGUGCCAGUGGAUCCCGAACUGGAAGUGCGGGCCAAGAUCCAGGACUCUUCAGGCAAGGAGAAAGCACGCCUUUAUCCACACGUUCCUCUUCCGCCAGAUGUUGUCGAACAGUGGAACUCGGUUCUCAUGCCAGAGAUCAACUCGGCUCUCAAAACCUUCUACCGCAAAAACCCCGAGUCCGUCGAAAUCUCUCUCGAAUCGAUCGGCGAGUCACCACAGCGUACUAAGCCUACCGUUCUGGUCGUCUGCACUUCGGUCAGCAAGGUUAGGGCCAUUCUGAAGAAGAAGCUGGGCGUUCUGUUCGAUGGAACACGGUCGAAUCUCGGACUCAAGGUAUGCAAGGGUCAGGUUCUCCGGUCACGCAAGCAGGUUAUCAACCGCAGCAUGGCCAACCCGGAAGAUACUGGAGAUGUCAUAGCCGCCAACCCGUCAUACCAACCCAAGCCACAGAAUGGGGCGAGUAUUGGGGCAUGGAUUGGCGAUCGGCACUUGCCGCCAGUCAGUUUGGGAGGACUUAUCGUGGUGGACGACAAGCCUUAUGGCAUGACGGUGCACCACAUGCUGGAUGACCCCGACUCAGAUGAUGUCGCAGAUGACAAUACUAGGAGUAUGGCAGGCGGAGGCCUUAACGAUCUCGCAGCGUGGUACGCCCAGCAAUACUUAAACACCGACGAAUCCUCCCCAGACAGCAGCGAAAACGAUGACUACGCCUGCGAAUUCUCCGACACGGAUUCCGAAGCCUAUUCCGAGUCCGCCAUAACUAGCGAAGCUUCCGACGACGAUGAACACUAUGAGGAAGAAGAACAAUUUACCGAACCCGGCGACAUCCCCGGAAUCGAGCCGGGCUGCGGCGAAGGCUUCAUCAUCACGCAACCGGCCCUAGACGACGUAGCCUCGGACUUCUAUCCCUCCGCUGAGGACAAAGACCAAGACCACCUUGACACCUUCCGGGUCGGCGAGAUGUACGCCUCCAGCGGUAUUCGUCGGCGCAAGGAGAAUGGUCUUGUGCAUGAAAUUGACUGGGCCCUCUUCGAAUUCGAAGACGAUCGCCAACCAACUGAUAACUUUAUCCCAAAGGCUUCUAAUCCUUCUCCAGGCAAGAAGGGGAAGAAACACACCCGCCUCCCCAGCAUUCCCCCUGACCAAAUCCCAACAAUCCUCCCAACCUCCAUCGCCCCCUCCCACACCCUUCCCGGUCUCCAAGUGCAAUGCAUGGCCCGCAGUUCCGGCCUGCAAACAGGCACCAUCCUCCCCGCCCUCACCUCGGUGAAAAUCCUCGGCCGGGCAUCUCCCAGUCACACUUACCAAGUCUCCGGUACCCCUUCCCUCGGUCUCGUACCCAACCGUCCCAACCGACCAUCCGGAUCCAGUGACCAUUCCAUCAACUCUCGCCGCCAACCACUACCGAUGGGCAUCCCCGGCGACUCCGGCGCCUGGGUAGUAGAAAGAGACGGAGGCAGUGUCUGCGGCCACGUCCUCGCGUGGUCGAGCAGGAAGAGGGUAGCCUACAUAUGUCCCAUGGAGGUUUUAGUCAGGGAUAUCGCCGAGGUUUUGGAAGCGGAGGAGAUCAGGUUGCCCGGCCCCACAGGCGCAAUCAUCUACCAAUCUUAUGAAGAUAGGACUCCUGGAGUGAGCAGACAGGCUAGCAAGGCCAGUACGCGGACGGUUGGUGGAGGGUAUGGAGGUUAUGGAGGUGGAGGUGGGCAGAGCAUAAGCAGACAAACGAGCGCGGCAAGCGCACGUACAUACGUCGGGCAACAGGAUUUUGGGUCGGUGGGACUAGGCAGAACAUUCUCAAGAGGAAGUGCCUUUUCUGGCAUUGGGCCGCCGGGGUAUGAUGAUUACCCUGUGGAUGAAAACACACCCGGAACCGGACGCCAAUCAAGCGUUCGACGCUUACAGAAACAAGUGGAGGACGAAUACCUCCCCGCGUAUAGCGAGCUGAAGCAAGCUCAAGCAGUGGCCGCUGCUAACCUUUCCAGACAAGGAGAGAGGCCAGGAAACAACAAUGAUAAUGAUGAUAACGAUGGAUAUGACGAGGGAGUAGAGGAUUUGGAGCACGAUUUUAAGGAUCUACAUUUGGAAGCCGCGGCGCUAGAGGGCGCGAUGCCGUUUGGGGUGGAGAGGUGGGGGACUGGUUUUGCUUGAUGUUGGAAGUUGUGGAAGUUGGAUACUAUUUUGUCUUCUUGUUUGAUACCCUCAAGUUUUUGAUGUAGAAGUAGGAAAGAAAAGCGGAUGCGGGGAUGAAAGCGAUCAAUUUUGAGUACAUAAUCAUGCCGAACCCAGCGAAAACCCCUUCUUCGCAAUUGAACAAUGCGUGUCUUAAUCUAAGUCUCCGGCUGUUCGUGUAAACAACUUCAAAUUGUUACUUCCUGACUGACUGCGUUUUCCAUCGCUGGCGAGAGAGUCGAAGACUCGAAGACUCGAAGCGGAGUCCAUCCAGUAACCGUCGAUGAGGAGUAAGAUAAUACACUAACUUCUCUCCGCCUAUGUUGGCUGGAAGACUGGUAA
This is a messenger RNA of Neurospora tetraspora, 4484 nucleotides long. RefSeq lists its product as uncharacterized. The record is from RefSeq and is a predicted model, not a curated record. The transcript has 2 exons. NCBI's taxonomy places the organism in Eukaryota, Fungi, Ascomycota, Sordariomycetes, Sordariales, Sordariaceae. The coding region runs from base 144 to 4121 and encodes 1325 amino acids.